Messenger RNA from Saccostrea cuccullata (small rock oyster), 2716 nucleotides. Its product is annotated as protein mono-ADP-ribosyltransferase PARP12-like. Lineage: Eukaryota; Metazoa; Mollusca; Bivalvia; Ostreida; Ostreidae. Bases 118 to 2355 code for a protein of 745 amino acids. The record is from RefSeq and is a predicted model, not a curated record. Gene Ontology annotation, cellular component: nucleus. Gene Ontology annotation, molecular function: NAD+-protein mono-ADP-ribosyltransferase activity; NAD+ poly-ADP-ribosyltransferase activity; metal ion binding. The transcript is spliced from 7 exons.
AAGAAGUUAUCUCUUGCUUUGCCUUUAUGUAAUCACAUGCAGGUAUUUCACCUAACUUUUGUGUUAUGGGCGUAAAUUUUAUAUUUUCUCUUUCUGUCAGGUUAAACUAAAAGAUACAUGAUGCACAGAAGUAAAAGCAUGCCGUUUCUUCCAAACGUUUCAAGAAAUAGAGGCAGGGGCCAGAGAAGGGGAAGAAGGAGAGGACCAGACUGGUCAAACCCCAGGGCCCAGUGUGCAUGUGAGGAGAGUGACGAUGAAUCGUCCUCAAGCAGUGUUAGUGAGUAUUCUCACCAGAGCCGUGUCGAUGAUUACUGUCACCAGACUAGACCCCUCAGAAGAAGCAUGAGUCGAGAUGAGGAGAGUUCUUCAGAAUUACGCAUUUUCGAUUUUCUAGUAAAAUCAGUUAGCGGAAUUGUCAGUAUUUUAAGAUUAAAGGAGGACUUUUACCAAAUACCAUCUAAUUUUGAUGAGUGGAUCUUGGACCCCAAAGAAAGGCUACUUGUCUUCAAACAAGAGCACUCGACUCCACUUUACAUUGGGCCUUUCCUUCAGGAGGUCACGCUUUGUCCAGAUCACAUGGCACAAAAUGGCAUGUGUGACCGAGUGAACUGUAACCAUUUUCAUAUUUGCCAAUUCUAUCUAAAUGGUUGGUGCAGACUUGGAUAUAGAUGCAGAAAAGGACACGGGUUUAACGAUGCACAUAAUGGGAGAUUAAAAGAAAAGCUUGGAUUAUCCAAAUAUAUCGAUAAGGAAUUGAAAGUAAUACUUAUAAAUAGAUACCCUCAAGUAUGUAACAUUAGAAACUGCAAUGGUGGGGAAGAAUGUCCAUAUCUUCAUAUUUGUUACAACUUUAUCAAAAAUAGAUGCAAAAGCGACCUCUGUGGUGAAGGACAUUCAUUUGAGACGCCACACAACAAGUGGGUUCUGUCAGUAUACAGAAUGGAGAAAUGGCCAAAGAAAAAUCUACCUUUGCUGAAUGCUUUGAUCAACAAGCCACAAAGACCACAAAAGUCACAUUUUCUCCAGCUUACCAGUAUUUCCUCUGCCGGUUGCAAAAUUGAACAGGAACAGUCAUCAGAAAGUGUGAAGAGAUUGGAUGCCCAUAAGAGACACAUUUGUUUGAGUCGUUUGACAGGGGGCUGUCAGGAAAGGGACUGUGAUAAACACCACACUACCCUCCCCUACCUCUGGCAAAUCCGCAUCUAUGGAGAAUGGUUCAGCUUUGACGAUGAAGAAAACCAGAAACUGGAACAAAGCUAUUGUGAUUUACAGGACAUGGCAAUCGCAAAGAUUAUGGCUCGGAAGGAGAGUUUCGAAAUCAGGGUGCAUUUUGCUAAAGAUUAUGGAAUCAUUGAAAAAUCUGCUGGAAAACCUCUGAACACAUCUUGUCCCUUGGAAACAAGACGCCUAUCUUCUUCUUCGUUUGCCACGGAAGACUCGCCUCUGACAUCGGGUUCCUUCCACACUCAGUGGAGGUGGUACUUCUUAGAUGACUUUCGGCGCUGGAUUCUGUACGAAAAGGAUGAAUUUCAAUACACACUAGAGAAGAAAUACGUAAUGGGACAAAAGAAUUACCUGUUCACACGACGAAAUCACAGACACCAAUACAGAAUUGAAUUUGUCGACUGGACACAGCUAAACUAUGUCACCUCAAAACUUCGCUUGGUUGCAAGACGACCAAAAUUUGUUUGCCUCUCUAAUGUUUUGACGAAGUCAUUUCCUAAGUUUCUGAAGAUACGUGCACCUGAACCAUAUCCUCAGUUAUGGAAUCCAGUGGAUAUAACGCACGACUUUGAAUGGGUUGACCUAGAUAAAACAACGCCAGAAUUCAAAGAGAUAAAAACGUCAUUCUUCGAGACACUUUCUGAAAAACGUUUUCAGAUCUGCAAUAUCUACCGCAUUCAGAAUCUGGUUCUUUGGAAAGAAUAUGAAAUGAAAAAAGCAAAUAUGGAAAGAGUACUUGCUACGAAGGAUGGUAGUGUUGAUGAGAGAAGCCUGUUUCAUGGCACUGAUUGCGUUGACACUUGUUACGGUAUCUGUACCAACAAUUUUGAUUUCCGACUCAGCGGGAAAAAUGCAACUGUAUAUGGGAAAGGAUCGUACUUUGCAGUAUCAGCUGCUUACAGUAAUUCAUACACAGGAGGGUGUACUCGCUAUAUGUUUAAAGCCAGAGUUCUGAUUGGGAAAUAUACUCUGGGGAGAGAAGGCAUUAACUGCCCUCCGACUAUCCCUAGACAAGGACACAAGAGAUACGAUUACUGUGUUGACAAUAUCAGAAACCCUUCAAUUUUUGUUAUUUUUGACAGGAACCAGUGCUAUCCAGAGUUUCUGAUUGCAUAUAAAGAAUUCAAAUGAAGGGUUGCUUGUGAUAUACUGUAAAGUAUUUCAGUUGAUUGCUCAUUGUAUAUUGUAAAUGUAUAUUAAUUGGCAUUUCAAAUGUUUGGAAACUGAUUUUUCCCCCAAAAAAUGGAUGGAUAUGAUUUAUCUUUUCUGAAAGUGCAUGAUUUUUCAUAUACAAACUGUUAAAUAAUUAUUAAGCUAUUUUACGAUCUAUGCACUAAUUGAUCUAGCGGAAGCCGCUUUCCGCGAAAGGCGCAAAAUAAAAUACACAGCCAAAUCUGAUGGUGUCUGGUGAAAUGAAAUGCAAGGAAAUUGUAGAUAUCUUGCAAGACACAAUCCUCACAUGUAAUUUGUCAUAAUAAACAAUUUGUUUUUC